AUGGAGAAGCACGUACUGAAAGCGUUCAAUGGCUACUGGCGCUUAACCUCCUUCAACCCCAAGCUCAAGAGCACUUUUGGUAGAUCUGGUCCAUCUAUAAUUGAACGGCACACUCAACAGCUUCUCUCUGUAGCCUGUCGUGGUUUCAAUAUCUCAGCAAGGAGAGCUAAUGCAACAUCGUCACAACCAUCAACGUCAGGUGCCCCAGGAACACCCUACUCGUCUCUCACAGUCGGCAUCCCUCGAGAGUCGUUCCCCAAUGAACGUCGUGUCGCGUUGACCCCGCAGAACGCCGCUCUUCUGCUGAAAAAAGGAUUCAAGGAGGUUCUCGUUGAACGCAACGCUGGUGCUGAGGCCAAAUUCCUUGACGAGCAGUAUGCCCAAGCCGGUGCUAAGCUGGUCUCGCGAGAAGAGGUUUUUGGGUCUUCCGACAUCCUCCUGAAAGUCCGACCACCACUUGCCGGCCAGGAAGUUGAGAGUAUCAAGGAGGGAAGCACAUUGGUCUCGUUCCUAUACCCUGCUCAAAACAAGUCCCUCGUUGAGACCCUCGCUUCGCGCAGAGUGAACAGUUUCGCAAUGGAUAUGAUCCCCCGUAUCUCAAGGGCUCAAGUCUUCGACGCACUGAGCUCGAUGGCAAACAUCGCAGGUUAUAAGGCUGUUUUAGAAGCAUCGAAUUACUUCGGAAGAUUCCUCACAGGACAGGUUACUGCUGCUGGAAAGAUUCCCCCCGGUAAAGUACUGGUCAUCGGUGCUGGCGUCGCGGGCUUGAGUGCCAUUGCCACGGCAAGACGCCUUGGAGCCAUUGUUCGUGGAUUCGAUACCCGGUCUGCUGCCAGAGAACAGGUAGAAUCCCUCGGUGCCGAGUUCAUUGAGGUCGAUAUCAAGGAGGAAGGCGAUGGUGCCGGCGGCUAUGCAAAGGUUAUGUCCAAGGAGUUUAUCGAAGCCGAGAUGGCUCUGUUCAGGGAGCAGUGCAAGGAGGUCGAUAUAAUCAUCACAACGGCUCUCAUUCCCGGAAAACCCGCCCCAAAGCUGAUCACCAAAGACAUGCUAGCCCUCAUGAAACAAGGUUCGGUCGUCGUUGAUCUGGCAGCUGAGGCCGGGGGGAACUGCGAAGCAACGCGACCCGGUGAAUUGGUUGUGCAAGAUGGCGUAACGGUCAUUGGCUACACUGAUCUUCCUUCUCGGUUGCCCACUCAGUCGUCCACUCUGUAUUCAAACAAUAUUGUCAAAUUCCUCUUGUCUAUCGGCAACGACAAACGUUUCAAUAUUGACCUGGAAGACGAGGUUGUUCGUGGUUCUUUGGUGGUACAUCAAGGCCAAAUCCUCCCACCCGUGGUUCGCUCAUUACCGCCACCUCCUGUCGCCCCCGCCACCACACCCAAAGAAGCUGCAGAAGCUGUCAAAGCCAUCACGCCUUGGCAAAAGGCUAGCCGCGAAGUUGCCGUCGUCACUGGUGGAAUGGGCUCUGUCAUUGCUCUCGGAAAAGCGACUGGUUCUGCUUUCAUGGACAAUUUCUUCACCUUCGGUCUUGCGGGUUUGGUCGGAUAUCGCGUCGUCUGGGGAGUGGCCCCUGCUCUGCAUUCGCCCCUAAUGUCUGUGACCAACGCCAUUUCUGGUUUGGUCGGUGUUGCCGGCAUGUUCAUCAUGGGAGGUGGCUACCUUCCGCACACCCUUCCUCAGGCGCUCGGUGCGGCCGCAGUGCUACUUGCAGCGGUCAAUGUGGCAGGAGGUUUCAUUCUUACGAAACGAAUGUUGGAUAUGUUCAAGCGUCCCACUGACCCACCCGAGUACUCUUGGCUGUACGGUAUCCCUGCCGUGGUCUUCACGGGCGGAUUCUUGGCUGCUGCCAGCACUGGAAUGGCAGGUCUAGUCCAAGCUGGCUAUCUCACCAGCAGUAUCCUAUGCAUUGGCUCGCUUUCUGGACUUGGCUCGCAACUGACCGCAAGACAAGGCAAUGCUCUUGGUGUCCUUGGAGUGAGCUCCGGCGUAUUGGCAUCUCUAGGUGCUGUCGGUUUCUCCCCGGAGGUGAUUGCGCAGUUUGGAGGUGUAGCCGCCAUUGGUGGCAUUCUGGGAACCAUCAUCGGUCGCCGAGUUACUGCAACAGAACUUCCCCAGACCGUCGCUCUGCUGCACUCCAUCGUCGGCUUGUCCGCUGUCCUUACCAGUAUCGGAAGUGUGAUUCAGGAUCCAUCUCAUCUCACCACUCUACACGCUGUGACAGCUUACCUUGGUGUUGUAAUCGGUGGAAUCACGUUCACUGGCUCUAUCGUCGCCUUCUUAAAACUCGCCGCCAGGAUGUCGAGUAGGCCCAUUAAGCUGCCCGGAAAGCACGCGACGAACAUUGCCCUCCUUGGAGCCAACGCUGCCACCAUGGCAGGUUUCUUGGCCUCCAUCCCCACCAGCACUCCGAAGAUUGCAGCCUCCUUUUUGGGUGUGAGCACGCUUCUCAGUUUCCUCAAGGGCUACACCUCAACUGCAGCAAUUGGUGGUGCAGACAUGCCUGUCGUUAUCACGGUUCUCAACGCUUACUCUGGAUUCGCUCUGGUGGCGGAAGGCUUUAUGUUGGAUAAUCCGCUGCUCGUCUCAGUAGGAUCGCUGAUUGGUGUCAGUGGUUCUAUCCUCUCGUACAUUAUGUGCGUUGCGAUGAAUCGGUCGCUGACGAAUGUGCUGUUCGGAGGCAUAUCCUCUGCCAACACUAUGGAGACUCAGAAGAUCGAAGGUACCAUCACGCAGACUAAUGUCGAUGACGUUGUCGACGCACUGGCAAACUCUGACAGUGUUAUCCUGGUGGUUGGCUAUGGCAUGGCUGUCGCCAAGGCUCAAUAUGCCAUCUCCGAAAUCACAUCUAUGCUUCGAGCAAAGGGUAUCCAAGUCCGGUUUGCAAUCCACCCCGUGGCUGGUCGCAUGCCAGGUCAAUGCAACGUGCUGCUCGCUGAAGCUGCUGUCCCCUACGAUAUCGUCUUGGAGAUGGAAGAGAUCAACGACGACUUUAAGGAUACUGACUUGACUCUUGUCAUCGGCGCCAACGACACUGUCAAUCCCAUCGCUUUGGAGCCAGGAUCUCCCAUCGCAGGGAUGCCGGUGCUCCAUGCAUGGAAGAGCAAGCAAGUCGUCGUCAUGAAGCGUGGCUUGGCCAGCGGUUACGCUGACGUUCCCAACCCCAUGUUCUACAUGCCUGGCACGAAGAUGUUGUUUGGUGAUGCAAAGGAUAGCUGUGAAGCUAUCAAACGCGGCCUUGAAGCGCGCCUGAAGAAUUAA
This is a messenger RNA of Coprinopsis cinerea okayama7#130, 3258 nucleotides long. RefSeq names its product NAD(P) transhydrogenase. Gene Ontology annotation, biological process: NADPH regeneration; proton transmembrane transport. The coding region runs from base 1 to 3258 and encodes 1085 amino acids. Gene Ontology annotation, cellular component: mitochondrial inner membrane. The transcript has 20 exons. Gene Ontology annotation, molecular function: NAD binding; NADP binding. NCBI's taxonomy places the organism in Eukaryota, Fungi, Basidiomycota, Agaricomycetes, Agaricales, Psathyrellaceae. The record is from RefSeq and is a predicted model, not a curated record.